UUAUUUGUUGUGUCUGAGCAAAGUGAAAAUUACGAAGAAAAUUGCAAAAUAAUUGCGUAAAAACACAUUUUAAAAGCCGCAACGAUGCUUUCGUUGUUGCAGGAGAAGCGGCCACUAAAGCGCACACGUCUGGGGCCACCGGAUAUCUAUCCGCAAGACGCCAAGCAGCGCGAGGACGAAUUGACGCCCACUCAUGUGAAACAUGGCUUUACAACGGCGCCACAGCUUACUGACGAAUUCGGCACAGCGCACACCUCGAAUGUGAAUGCUAGCAAGGUGAGCGCGUUUUUUAGCGGAGUGCUAGCCAAAAAAGAGGAGUUGAUGACGCUACAAGACACGGUACGAAAGAAACAGCAAAUUAAUUGCAAGGACAACUUUUGGCCGGUGUCGCCGCGUCGCAAGUGUACAGUGGAUGCGUGGUUUAAGGAUUUGGCUGGCAAUAAGCCGCUGCUUAGUUUGGCUAAACGUGCGCCCUCUUUUAACAAAAAGGAGGAAAUCUUUAUAACGCUAUGCGAGAACCAAGUCAAUAUGCAACGAGCCACCUGGUUUAUCAAACUCAGCGCCGCGUACACUCUAAGUUUUACUGAGUCGAAGAACAAAAAGCGCAGCAUAUAUGAUCCAGCAGCGGAAUGGACAAGCAAUAUGAUCAAGUUCAUGAAGGAGCUCUUGCCCAAGUUGCAGGAAUAUUAUCAACAACCGCACGAUAAGAAUGGAAUACAAGCGAAUGGAAGCAGCAACUCACCUACCACUAGCAGUGUAAGCAGUAACAGCAAUGGCACUGCGAACAGCAGCAGCAGCAGCAACAAUAACAGCAGCAGCAAUAGCAGCAGUGUGAGUAGUGCCACAUCCAACGUAAUACCGGUGCCUAGCAUGUCCAGUCCACUGCCUCCCAUACACAGUCCAGCUAAUGGCCAGACCAGUGCCGCCGGCAAUGCUGCAGCUGGCGGCGCUGUGACCGGAGCAUCUGCGCCACCAGGUACAGCGCUGGCUACUUUAGGUAGCUCUGCUACUGGUGGCGCAGCUGGAGCAAAUGCAGGUGCUGUGCCGCCCGGCUCGAGUAUCUCGGGUAUUGGCAGUCAGUUCGAGGAUAGUCGCAAUGCGCUAAAAUACUGGAAGUAUUGCCACCAGUUAAGCAAGUAUAUGUACGAGGAGUCGUUGCUUGAUCGCCAAGAGUUUCUCAAUUGGAUAUUGGAUCUGCUGGACAAGAUGCGCACACAGGCCAGUUUCGAUGAGCACCUAAAGAAACUAGUGCUGAGCUUUGCAUUGCAGUAUAUGCACGAUUUUGUCCAGUCCGAGCGGCUGUGCCGUAAGAUGGCAAAUCUAGUGGCCAAAAAGCUGGCUCAGCUACUCAACGCGGCUGUUGAACAGCAGCAACAACAACAGGCGGUAAUCAAGUCGCAGGCCAUGGAGAUAGAUGGGGCCGACGAACAGCUACAGCAACAACAGCCAAAUAUUGAUCCAUAUGAACAGGCACUUCAUGACUAUAUGAACUGCCCGCAUCAUCGUGACAUUAUUCUGUAUUUGAGCACCAUACUGCAGGUGAUUACCAUCGAGUGUCCCACGGCGUUGGUGUGGAGCGGCAUAGCAGCACACCGUGCGCCCUCAUCCCUAGUAGGCAGUCCCCUUGAUCAUUUGCCACUGGCUCCCUCGGUUUUGCCAAUGCCUUCUCGUUGUCCACGUACCAACCACGAGCUCCGCCGACAGCUACGUGCUGCUGAGGCGGAGAUAGUAUUGCGCACGCAGCACGCAGAACAACGCUGGUUCGCUUCCAAGUGGCUGAGCGCUGGAAAGAAUCAUUAUACCACUGUGCUUGCAACGUUGGAUCACCUGGACACGCACUGCUUUGAGCGCAUGGAUCAGUGCAAUUCAAUUGACACGCUCUAUGCACAUAUAUUUCCACCACAAAGCACACAGCUACGCCGUCCCGAGGAGGAUCCACAGCAGCAACAGCAGCCGCGUCCGCCAUACGAGCCAAAGCAGGAUGCGGAUACGGUGCGUAUCCUUUGCGAGUGGGCAGUAUCCAGCCAGCGUUGGGGAGAGCAUCGAGCCAUUGUAGUGGCAAUUCUACUGGACAAGCGUCAGAUCGAUGUAACUAGUACGCCGGCUGAUCAAUGUGGCGAUAAAGAGGAUAAGGACUCACUGGCCUCUGGUGCGGGCAUUAUUGACGGUCUGCCCGUCUUUCAGCACGUUCUAAUGCACUUUCUGGAUCACGAUGCGCCCGUUUUGGAUGAACAUAAUAGCACUCCACAGCAGCGCACCGAGUUCACUAAUUUAGUACAGCUGUUCAGUGCUCUUAUACGUCACGAUGUCUUCUCGCAUAAUGCGUACAUGCACACGCUAAUCUCGCGUGGCGAUCUUCUCUUGGAAUCGAUGCUCGUGCACAAGACAACAGCGAAAAGCUCACCCCCGCCGCCAGCGCCGCCGCCUCCUAAUAGUAGUGCAACUACUCACGGAUUCGAUGACGAUGGUUUCGGGUCAAGCAUCGGCAUUGACUUUAAGCACAAUGAGUUCGAUGACUCCAAUGUGGAUGAUGAUCUGGAUAAGUUGGUGCAAAAUAUUAAGGAAAAAGGACAACAGCACGAGGCUCCCGAUAGUCCAAAAAUUGGACCACCUGGCGACGGAGAGGGUGGCGUUGACACACCCGCCACUGGCGUCAGCAUAUCCAGACACUACGUGUACACCAAGCACUUUCCCAUACCGCAGGACGAUCCCAGCAUGUCCAGUUACAGCAGCGAAAGCAAUCAGCGCUAUAUAUUGCUAUAUGGCGUAGGCAAGGAGCGCGACGAAAAGAAGCACGCUGUUAAGAAAAUGUCCAAAGAGAUUGGCAAACUCUUCACAAAGAAGUUCAGCAUCGAUGUGGCCGAAGGCGGCAAGGUAAAGAAGCACUCACGCAAUGAGUUCAACUUUGAGGCCACUACAGCCAAGUGCCAGCAAAUGGCCUACUUCGAUCAGCAUGUGGUGACCGCUCAGUGUGCGGCCAAUGUUCUGGAGCAACUGAAUGGCUUUGCCCUGGGCAACAAUAAUUAUUUGCCUGUGCAGGAGCACGUUGCAUUUCUAUUCGAUCUAAUGGAGCUUGCGCUUAACAUUUACAGUCUGCUCGAGCUGUGCGAUAAUUUGCUUAAAGAAUUACCCGAGGUGGAGCAUCAGUUGCAGCAGAAGAAGUCAAAUAUGGUGCGUAGCUAUACUACCUCGCUGGCCCUCUACAUUGUCAGCAUACUGCGACGCUAUCACAGCUGCCUGUUGCUCUCGCCCGAGCAGACGGUAUCCGUCUUUGAGGGACUUUGUCGCACCAUACGUCAUGUGAGCAAUCCCAGCGAAUGCAGCUCCGCGGAACGCUGUAUACUUGCCUAUCUAAGCGAUCUGCACGAGUCCUGCAUACUGCUGCAGGGCAAGGAACAGGCAGCCGAAUAUUAUCAACAGUUGAACUGUAUCAAGCGAUUCAAGGAUAUCUUCAAUACACCCGAACAGCUGAGCAUGGCCCCGCAAGGAUACAAUCCGCAACUGCUGCAGGAGCUGUUUGUGGCGCCGCGACGUGGUGGCAAAUUGGAGUCCCACUGGCUGCGUCAGCUGCAUGAAUCCCCUGCCAACGUUUACAGCUUUGUGUCCAAUGCCGUCAUCGCCGUCUGCCGAGAAACGGACAACGAACGUUUAAACGACGUAGCGCUCGCCUGCGCCGAGCUAACCGCCAGCUGCAAUGUUCUUUCCGAGGAGUGGAUCGCGGCCUUGCAGAGCUUGUGCAGCGGCAGCAAGAGUCCAAGAUAUCCUCAUCUUGGGGCUCAAGUGGACAUUGGCCAAAGCAAAACGCACAAUGCGCUCGCCGUCUUCGUAUGCAUUCUGGUGGCGCGACAUUGCUUUUCCCUUGCGGACUUCGUUAGUAAAUUUGCGCUGCCCACUCUGGCGCGUUCGGUUAGCGGCGCUAGUGGCGGAGAACUAAGCGUGGAUGCAGAAGCAGGCGCACGGCUCACCUGUCAUCUAGUACUGAAACUGUUCAAGACCCUGGAAAUCCCACAGCCGGGCAUGUACUCGGUCAGCACAUCCCCCAAUCCGCUGCAUGCAGUUGGAAAUGAUUUUAGCAUACGUCUAAGCUGUGAUCGUCAUCUGCUUGUGGGCGCACACAAAACCAUACCGAUUGCGGCAGUUUUAGCUGUGCUUAAGGCCAUUCUCAUUGUGGUGGAUAAUGCGGCGCUGAAGACGCCGCUCGGUGCCAGCGGCUUGGGCUCCUCUGGGAGCGGCAGCGCCUUUGGCAGCGGUAAACGCAGCGGUUUCAAUACGCCUGUGCAUCCUGGGAGCACGCCCAAGAGUAACGAGCAACGACCGGCAGAUCUCAGCCAGAUACUGGGAACUAGCGAUCUGCAGCUAGGCAGCCUGGGAAGUGAACAGGAGUCCCUACAGCAGCCAACUGGCAGCAGCCUGGCGGGCAACGAGCAAAUCUCACUGCUGGAGUUUGCGCAGGCGGUACUCAAGCAGAUCUGUGCGCAGGAGCAUGUGCUCGAGCGCUGCUUGAAGAAUGCUGAGCAGCUAUGCGACAUGAUUAUCGAUGAGAUGCUGACCGCCAAGCAGGCGCAGCGGGUGCUGCACAUGAUCUGCUAUCCGGAGGCGGAAUUCAAUAUUAUAUCAGAGCUGGAUCAGCGCUUGAUGAUAGUGCGCAUAUUGGAGAAUUUAGAUCAAUGGACUCUGCGCAUAUCCUGGCUGGACUUGCAGCUAAUGUAUCGGCAAUCGAUGAGCAACAACACAUCGGUCAGCAACAAUACCGAGCUCAACGUUUGGCUGGACACGGUGGCACGAGCAGCAAUUGAUGUGUUCCACAUGGAAGAGGUGACGCUUCCAGGCGCCCAGAAGCCCAUACAUAAGCCCAAGCCGUCCACUUGGUUGGUAGCACCGCUCAUUGCCAAGUUAACGCCAGCUGUGCAGGGGCGCAUCUUGCGCGUAGCUGGUCAAGUACUCGAAAGCAUGAACUAUUUUUCGAAAGUGUCCAAAUCCGAUUGCAACAGCUCUGGCAGCGGCGACGAGCGCGAGAAGAGCAACAGCUGUCAUAGUAGCAAUAGCUACGGCGCUGGCGGGAGUAUGGCGGCACGCAACAAGAAGAUGCCGCUCAACUAUCAGCCUUUCCUGGGCCUUAUACUCACUUGUCUCAAGGGCCAGGAUGAAUACAAAGAGAAUCUACUUGUAUCACUCUACUCGCAGCUCUCCCAGUGCCUGCAAUCCUUUUCUGAGCUGGACACCAUUGGCGGUAUCGAUGAGCCGCAAGCACGUGAGGAGAUUCUUGAUGCACUACAGCUGCGCUUUUCGUUGGUGGGCGGCAUGUUCGAUGCCAUACAAAAGAACAGCACUCCCACCAUGGACUGGGCCAUACUGCUCGCCCAACUGGUUUGUCAGGGUGUCGUAGAUCUAAGCUGCAAUCGAGAGCUUUUUACCACUGUGGUGGACAUGCUGGCCACUUUAGUGCACUCGACGCUUGUCUCCGAUAGCCAAUCGGAACGUGAUGAGAAUAAGAAGUUGUAUCUAAAUUUGAUGAAGAAACUCAAGAAGGAAAUUGGCGAGAAGAAUAACGCUUCGAUACGCGUCAUACGGCAACUUCUACCACUCUAUAAGCAGCCCACAGAGGUAAUAGCCUGCGAGCAUGCGGGCAUGGAUACCAAGGGCAACAAGAUUUGCGACAUGGACAAAAAGCAGCUGCGCAUCUCGGAUAAGCAGCGCAUCAGCGUCUGGGACAUUCUGGAGGGUCACAAGAAUCCAGCACCGCUCUCAUGGGUAUGGUUCGGUGCCGUCAAGCUGGAGCGUAAGCCGCUUACGUACGAGGAGGCGCAUCGCAAUCUCAAAUACCACACACACAGUCUGGUCAAGCCCAGUAGUUAUUAUUAUGAGCCCUUGCCGCUGCCGCCGGAGGACAUUGAGCCAGUUCCAGAGAAGAUAUGCAUCAAGGAUGAAAUGAUGAAGGCCGAUACGCCCUCGUCGGUGGAUCAGUCACCUAGCGCUGUAGUUGGUGGAACUGGACGUGGUCGUGGCAAAGGCACCACGACGCGCAAACGCAAGCCAAAGGUUUCAAAGACACCGCCAGUGGUGAAUACGCAACAGCAGCAGCCACAGCUGGCCCCACAACCGCAACAGCCGCCCAAUGUGCAGCAACAGCAGCAACAACAACAAAUGCAACAACAGCAGCACAUGCAACAGCAGAUGCAGCCCAACCAGAUGGGACAGAUGCCCAUGAAUAUGCAGAUGAACAUGCAACAAUUUGGACCCAACGCCAUGAUGCAGCAACAGAAUGCACUGAUGCAGCAACAGCAGCAGCAACAACAGCAGAUGCAACAAAUGGGUCCAAAUCAAAUGCAGCAGCAGCUGAACGUGGGCGCCAAUGGGCAGCCGAAUACACAGAUGAACUUUAUGCAGGGACCAGGGCCCGGUGGACCACAGGGCAUGUCCAACCAGCAGCAACAACAACAGCAAUGGCACAAUGCGCCCCAGCAGCCGCAGCAGCAACCGCAACAGUAUCACAAUCAGUAUCAACAUCAGCAGAACAUGCAAAUGAAUCGUAUUGAGCGACCGCCGUUGAAUACCAACUCGAAGCAAGCAUUGUCGCAGAUGCUGCGACAGCGGCAGCCGAGCUCGUUCCAGCAGCAACAACAACAGCCACCAGGUGGAUUUAAUCCCAUGCAGCAGCAGGCACAACAGCAGCAGCAGCAAGGACCGCAGCAGCAGCAAAUGAAUGCACAACAGCUGCGGCAACAGCAGCAGCAGCAGCAAAUGAAUGCACAACAGAAUCCGCAGGCAGCGGCCGCGUUUAAUGCCAUGCAACAACAGCAGCCGAAUGUACAGCAACAGCAACAAAUGAAUCCCAAUCAACAGCAGCUGCAGCAGCAACAACAACAACAGCAGCAACAGCAAUUCAUGCGUGGGAAUAUGCGUGCCAUGGCUCCAAAUCAAAUGGGUGGCAUGAAUAUGGUUGGUCAAGGCAUGCCRCAGAACCCGAUGAUGCAGCAGCAGCAAAUGGCCCAAGGCAUGGUGGGCAUGGUCAAUCCAAAUGCCAAUCCGAUGAUGCAAGGCGGCGGAACAGGUGGCAAUGGAGGUGUUGGUGUUGGUGUGGGCGUCGGUGUUGGUGCUGGAGGCAACAAUCCCAAUAUGGGCAUGGGUGGUAUGCCACAGCAAGGCAUGAUCCAGCAGCAGCAGCAGCAGGUACAGUUCCAAAAUUUCCAAAAUCAGUAUCAGCAGCAGCAACAGCAGCAAGGCAUGCAGCAGCAAAGCGGCGGAGGAGGCGGUGUUGGCGUGGGCAUGACGCCGAAUCAACAGCAACAGCAAGCUGGCCUUAUGAACAAUUUCAAUCCUCAAAUGCAGCAAGCACAACGUAACAAUCCAGAUUUUAUGGCAGCGGCGGUAGUUGCACAGCAGCAGCAACAACAACAGCAGCAACAACGCGGAGUACCUGGUGGUAUGAUGGCCGGCAAUCGUGGCCAAUAUAUGAACCAAGCACCCAAUGUGACUAUGACCAACAUGAUGGGACCUGGACCAGGUGGUGUGGGUGUCGGGGUUGGACAGGUGCCUCCCUAUGGACGCCAGCAGCCAACCGGUGGUGGCAAGCCGGGCGUAUUGCCGGCACAGCAACAAUUCCAGCAGCAGCAACUUCGUCACCAACAAAUGAUGCAAAUGCAAGGCAUGGCCGGCGGCGGCAUGGGUGGCGGACCACAAGGAGCUGGCGGUGCGGGUGCUGGCGGUGGUGGUGGAAUGGUCCAACAACAGCAGAGCAUGAAUCAACAGCAAACUCCCAAUUUAGUUGCCCAGCUGCAGCGACAGAUGACCAAUCAACCGAAUAUGAUGGGACAGCAGCAGUACCCCCAUCAGCCGCCACCCUAUUAGAAUAGAUAACUCUAGUUUUGUAAGGCAUUCUCUUGUAUGAAUAUUUAUCCAUGCGAAAUGCAAUAAAUAAUUAUUUUAUUUUUAAAUA
Molecule: messenger RNA, 7936 nt
Organism: Drosophila arizonae
Lineage: Eukaryota; Metazoa; Arthropoda; Insecta; Diptera; Drosophilidae
Gene: kto
Product: mediator complex subunit kohtalo
Biological process (GO): positive regulation of transcription by RNA polymerase II
Cellular component (GO): mediator complex
Molecular function (GO): transcription factor binding; transcription coactivator activity
Source: RefSeq, a predicted model, not a curated record